Knipowitschia caucasica is the source of this 936-nucleotide messenger RNA. NCBI's taxonomy places the organism in Eukaryota, Metazoa, Chordata, Actinopteri, Gobiiformes, Gobiidae. The record is from the annotation of a GenBank genome assembly.
AUGCUUGGGGGGUUCACCUCACUGGAAAACAUCCCCGCAUCGCUCAUGUCCACCAGCGGGGGGCAGCCUGUGUGUGACGGCUGGUUGUUCUAUAACUUUGCCUUCUUUGCUCCCUCCACCUCCUCGCGUCCACAGCAGCUUACCUCCUCCCCUGUCUCCUCCUCCCCACCUCCACCUCCUCAUGUCCACAGCAGCUCACCUACCCCCCGUCCCCUCCUCCUCACCUUCUCCUCCUCGCAUCCACAGCAGCUCAUCUCCUCCUCACCUACACCUCCUCCCCUGCCUCCUCCUCCUCCUCACCUCCUCCGUCUUGCAUCCACAGCAGCUCACCUCCACCUCCUCAUGUCCACAGCAACUCACCUACCCCCCGUCCCCUCCUCCUCACCUUCUCCUCCUCGCAUCCACAGCAGCUCAUCUCCUCCUCACCUACACCUCCUCCCCUGCCUCCUCCUCCUCCUCACCUCCUCCGUCUUGCAUCCACAGCAGCUCACCUCCGCCUCCUUGCGGCCACAGCAGCUCACCUCCUCCCCUGCCUCCUCCUCCUCCUCACCUCCUCCGUCUUGCAUCCACAGCAGCUCACCUCCACCUCCUCAUGUCCACAGCAACUCACCUACCCCCCGUCCCCUCCUCCUCACCUUCUCCUCCUCGCAUUCACAGCAGCUCAUCUCCUCCUCACCUACACCUCCUCCCCUGCCUCCUCCUCCUCCUCACCUCCUCCGUCUUGCAUCCACAGCAGCUCACCUCCGCCUCCUUGCAUCCACAGCAGCUCACCUCCUCCGUCUUGCAUCCACAGCAGCUCACCUCCUCCCCUGUUUCCUCCUCCCCACCUUCACCUCCACACACCCACAGCAUCAUACCUCCUCCCCUGUCUCCUCCUCCUCACCUCCUCCUCCUCGCGGCCACAGCAGCUCUCCCCCGCUUGUCUCCUUCACAUGA